Molecule: messenger RNA, 657 nt
Organism: Cinclus cinclus
Lineage: Eukaryota; Metazoa; Chordata; Aves; Passeriformes; Cinclidae
Gene: HIGD2A
Product: HIG1 hypoxia inducible domain family member 2A
Exons: 2
Coding region: 51-332 (93 amino acids)
Biological process (GO): mitochondrial respirasome assembly
Cellular component (GO): mitochondrion
Source: RefSeq, a predicted model, not a curated record
GGAGGCGGUGGCUACGGCAGCCGGAAAGGGCCGUAGUUGUCACCUUGGCCAUGGCGGCCGAGCCGCCCCCGCCGCUGGAGCCGUGCCCGCUGCCCGUGUUCCCUGAGGAGGGAUUCACUGAGAAGUUCCUGCGCAAGACCCGCGAGAACCCCCUGGUGCCCCUCGGCUGCCUGUGCACCGUCAGUAUCCUGGCCUACGGGAUAAUCUGCUUCAAGAAAGGCAACACUCGGCGCUCCCAGCUGAUGAUGCGGGCGCGUGUCAUAGCCCAGGGCUUCACCUUAGCCGCCAUGCUGGGGGGCAUGUUAGCCACGGCUGUCAAAUCCCGACAGUGACGUCAACCAGGAGUGAAACCGCGGCCGCAGGCAAGCCACCAGCAGCCCCAGCUGGCGGGAUGGAUCCUGGCAGAUGGAGUUUUCUGAGAGACUGUUGUGAUGUCUCGGUGAAGCCAGUUCUGGAGCACUGGAAAUGGGGUGAAUACACUCUCUAAUUAACUUGUAAUUUGGGCUGUGUCUUUUUUGUUGUUGCUGUUGUUUGUUUCCCCACGAGCUUACCCUCCUGCAGCACUGAGGCUGCAUGUCACUAAGGCUCACCAUCGCUGUCAGAUUUCUUGUUCCUGCUUGAUGCUGUCAUAGGCUGAUAAAACCAUGUCUUCUUGUU